This is a messenger RNA of Mercurialis annua (annual mercury), 1002 nucleotides long. RefSeq names its product protein SHORT HYPOCOTYL IN WHITE LIGHT 1. The coding region runs from base 131 to 751 and encodes 206 amino acids. NCBI's taxonomy places the organism in Eukaryota, Viridiplantae, Streptophyta, Magnoliopsida, Malpighiales, Euphorbiaceae. The record is from RefSeq and is a predicted model, not a curated record. Gene Ontology annotation, biological process: negative regulation of photomorphogenesis; regulation of abscisic acid-activated signaling pathway. The transcript has 3 exons.
GAGAAACUAAAUAAGAAUAACUAGUAAGUUAAAGGACCACUUACAACUCCCUUUUUCAUUCAGCUAGACUGCAAACAAAACUGUCACCUGAACUGAAAACUCCACCAUCAUCAUUAUUUCCGUCACAGCCAUGUCAUUUGCCGUCAGUCUUUCACCAUCUCCUUCAUCUUCUUCAAGUAACGGAGUUAACUGUUUCAACCCUAACCCUAAAUUAUUAACGAUCCAAUUUUUAUCUCCGAUUAGGCAUAAUUACAAAUCACUACCUCAACUUAAAGCUUCUCGAAGAAGCAUUGCUAAAUCCACCGCUAAUUCUGUAAAUGAUCCGCGUAAUUGGAGCCGUUCGAUCGAGAAUAAUUUAUUAUUCGAUGAUCGGAUUGACAGCGAUGAUGACGACGAUGAGGAUGAGGAAGAAGAUGAUCGGAGUUUGGACCUGUUAGUUCGGUUUAUUGAAAAUGUUUUCAAGAAAGUGUCUAAACGAGCUAGAAAAGCUGUUAGAUCAGUUUUGCCUGUUUCCAUCUCGACUAAAUUGGUUGGGUUUUCUGUUAAUGGAGUGCUUAUUCUUGCAUUUUUGUGGGUUUUGAAGGCAUUUCUUGAGGUGGUCUGCACACUUGGAAGUGUAGUUUUUGUAAGCAUCUUACUAAUACGUGGAAUAUGGUCCGCCAUUACUUAUCUGCAAGAAAUCCGUUAUCUUCAGACAAAUGAACCAGACGGUGACCGCCACGAGUGGACUGGCGCUCAACCUGCAAUGUGAUUUACGAAUAAGAUCCCAGUCAAUAAUAGAACCAUUCUUAGAAGGAAGACAUCAAAAUAAAAGGAUGUCAAGAAGAUGACAUCAAAUAUGAAGAGCAGAUUCAUAACUAUAGAAUUCGAAAUAAAGACACAGGAAAGCUUUUACCGUAUAGAGGCAGGUCAAUGCUAUUCCUUUAUGUAUAUUCGCACAAGAGGUAGGCAUAUGUAUUACUCAAUUAUAAACUUUUGAUUCAGAAAAAUGCUAGUUAUAGA